GAUGAUUCAAGACUCUUCAGGGACAUCAGUCAUGGUAAAGAAGCAGCUGAGCAGGAACAAGAACAAAUGGCUUCGAAGAAAGGAGCAAUGGCAGUCGGUUAAUUCUACAUUUAACUCGAUAAAGAAAUUUCAAAGGAUAAGCUUUAGCAAGCUUAUCAGAGAAGGCUCACAUGAAAGAUAUAGUGAUUUUGAGAAGAAAUUUUCACCUACUAAAAGAUCUCUAAAUAAGAAUCUAAAGAACAGUCUUCUUACUUUAAAAAAGAAGGCUCAUACAGCUCCUAAUACCCAAAACUUAAAUCGAAGAAGGCAGAAGUUACUGAACAGCUCCAAGAAGCCCAUUAUUCUACUGAAGCAGAGUAGGGAGAUGCUACCAAAUGUAAAAGAGCUUUUGAACCCUGCCUUCCUUCCAAAUGGAAAAAAACCUCUCCGUCCAAUGGUAUCUAUAAAAAACUACAGACACAAAUUCACAGAAUUAGAAAACAAAGAUCAGGGAAUUAAGGAUAAUAAAGCUUCCUUCACACCAACACAGAAAGAGACAAAACAGAGUCCUCUUUUAGCUUCUGAAAGUACAUCCUGAAACAGCCCAACAAUGAAGUUCCAUAAGGAAGAUGCUCUGAUUGGCGGUUUUAAGAGAGUUUCGAACUCAUUAAAUCAGUUUAAAAGUUUAAGGAAUUCAGUCCUCCCUCCUCAUCCAUUUUUGAGCUCAAAUGAGAGGAAGCCAAACCCAAAUUCAUUGAUGAGUGCUUUACUCAAAAGGUCGAUAGACUAUAGUAAAAUGUUUGCCUCAAGCGAUCGCUUACCUAACAUUUCCUCAUAAUUAAUGUUUCCAUUGGCUAAAA
Moneuplotes crassus is the source of this 839-nucleotide messenger RNA. Lineage: Eukaryota; Ciliophora; Spirotrichea; Euplotida; Euplotidae. The record is from the annotation of a GenBank genome assembly.